ACGGUUUCCUGCAGCGGCGUCUGUGAGGGGUGGGGGAGAAGAGGAGGAGGAGGCGAAGGUGUGCUGCGACCCUGCACCAACUCUAAGAUGAGGGGCUGCGGGGAAUCAGAGCUGAAGUUCGUGGAAGGGGAAGAGGCCGUGGAGUCCCCGGGACCACCCCCAGAACCACGCGCCCAGGAACCCCGAGCUCCAGUGCCCGAGCCGGGCCUGGAUCUGAGUCUGAGCCCGCGGCCCGAGAGCCCCGAGCCGCGGAACUGCAGUCCGGGGCGGCGGAAGGGGCGGGCGGAGCGCCGGGGUGGGGCUCGGAGAGGGCGGCAGGUCCGUUUCCACCUGGCGCCUCCCUCACCCGUCCGGCCCGAGCCGCUGCCCGCGGCCGCUGCACCUAGCGACAAGCCCGCGGCGCCGCAGGAGCUGGAGGCGCCCGCGCGGCAGAGUAGCAUGGCCCUGAGCCUCGAGCUGCAGGCCGCGCGGGCCGCAUCCAUGGGCCAGUUUGAUGCCACGAAAGCCGUGGAAGAGCAUCUGAGAAAGUCUUUCCAGAUCCGCUGCGGCCUGGAGGACAGUGUGGCCGAGGGAUUGAACGUGCCGCGCUCCAAGCGGCUCUUCCGGGACCUGGUGAGCUUGCAGGUGCCGGAGGAACAGGUUCUCAAUGCUGCACUCAGGGAGAAAUUGGCGCUCCUGCCGCCGCAGGCCCGAGCCCCGCCCCCAAAGGUGAAGGGACCGGGGCUUGGACUUGACCUUGGGUCUCCUGUCCUCGCGGAUUUUCCUUCUUCCCAGCCUGUAACCUUGCUUUGGCCCCGACUCCAACAGGAGCCACCAGGGCCGGGACCGGACAUGACCAUCCUGUGCGACCCGGGCACAUUGUUUUAUGAAUCUCCGCACUUGACCGUGGACGGACUGCCCCCUCUACGGCUUCAGCCCCGGCCCCGCCCUUCAGAGGACACCUUUCUCAUGCAUCGGACACUGCGACGGUGGGAAGCUUAGACCCCAAAGCUCCCUGGAUUGCUAGUUCAUAUUUCUGUAGGUUAAAAAUUUUUUUUCAGAAUAAA
Urocitellus parryii (Arctic ground squirrel) is the source of this 1046-nucleotide messenger RNA. RefSeq names its product protein phosphatase 1 regulatory subunit 35 (gene Ppp1r35). Gene Ontology annotation, biological process: positive regulation of centriole elongation; positive regulation of cilium assembly; negative regulation of phosphatase activity. The record is from RefSeq and is a predicted model, not a curated record. Gene Ontology annotation, molecular function: phosphatase binding. NCBI's taxonomy places the organism in Eukaryota, Metazoa, Chordata, Mammalia, Rodentia, Sciuridae. Gene Ontology annotation, cellular component: centriole.